CCGAGGGUUUCAGGUCGUCACGUUGUGCAUCGAUUUUAUAAAAUGUCAGCUAAAAUCAAACAAUUGUUUAUUAGUAAAAAUGUUGUGACAGAGACAAAAAUUUUCGAUGGUGGUGUAUUGGUUGACGAGAAUGGAGUUAUCGAAAAAAUAGUAAGCCGAAAUGAAGCCCUCAGAAUAAUAAAGGAGAGUCGUCAAAGUGUUGAAGUAAUAGAUGGUGGUGAGUUAGCGAUAAUGGCAGGCGUGGUGGACUCCCACGUGCAUGUCAAUGAGCCUGGACGAACAGCCUGGGAAGGAUUUCGCACCGCUACCAAUGCUGCCGCCGCGGGAGGCAUUACCACGAUAGUUGAUAUGCCUUUAAAUUCAAUUCCACCGACGACGACAUUGGAAAAUUUGAAGGUUAAAGCGUCGUCUGCCAACGGAAAUGUGUAUGUUGAUGUUGGAUUCUGGGGCGGAGUUAUAGUUGGAAAUCAGGAUUCCCUCCAAGAUCUCGUAGACGCCGGUGUAGUUGGUUUCAAAUGUUUUCUUUGUCCCAGCGGAGUGGAUGAAUUUCCUAAUGUGGGUGUUGAAGAUCUCAAAAAAGCAUUCCAGGCGCUUGAAGGAACCGGAUCUGUACUAGCUUUUCACGCUGAACUGGAAGACGAUACACCGUGCGUGGCUAAAAAGAAAGCACAAGAUCCGGAGGACUACAAUACCUAUUUAGAAUCAAGACCGCCCAAAAUGGAAUUAGAUGCAAUAUCACUCAUAAAUAACUUUGUUAAGACCACUGACGUACGAGUCCACAUAGUCCACGUGUCAUCUGCAAAUGUAGUACCUCUGCUGGUAGAAGCCCGCCAAGCACGUUUGGCUGCCUCUCAUCCAGCGUGGCGAGGCGGAGUCACAGCUGAAACGUGCCACCAUUACCUAUCCCUGAGCGCUGAAGAAAUCCCAAAAGGACAUAGUGAAUAUAAAUGUGCUCCACCUAUUCGGGAGAAGGAUAAUAAGGAGAAGCUGUGGGCACACUUAUUGAAAGAUGAUUUAGAUAUGGUGGUAUCAGACCAUUCGCCUUGCACACCGGAGCUGAAGUGUAAGAACAAUCUUGAAGCUUGGGGUGGAAUAUCAUCAGUGCAAUUUGGAUUAUCUCUAUUUUGGACUCAAGCGCAUUCCCGUGGUUUAGACUUAAAAGCUAUAAGCAAAUACCUGUGUAGUGGUCCUGCACAUCUCUGUGGUCUCGAAAAACAGAAAGGCGCUUUGAAACCGGGCCUCGAUGCUGAUAUAAUUUUAUUCGACCCAAAUGAAACGUUUGUAGUUUCGUCUAAUAUUAUUCGUCAUAAAAAUAAGCUAACGCCAUAUAUUGGGAAGGAAUUGAGAGGAGUUGUGAAGAAAACUUACCUUCGAGGAAAAUUAAUAUAUUCCGAUGGCGAUAUUAUUGGGGAGCCGAAAGGAAGAUUGUUAUUAAAAAAAUUGAAAAUAUAAGAAAUUGAUUUGAUACCUAUGCUA
Molecule: messenger RNA, 1476 nt
Organism: Colias croceus (clouded yellow)
Lineage: Eukaryota; Metazoa; Arthropoda; Insecta; Lepidoptera; Pieridae
Product: allantoinase-like
Exons: 10
Coding region: 43-1452 (469 amino acids)
Biological process (GO): allantoin catabolic process; purine nucleobase catabolic process
Cellular component (GO): cytoplasm
Molecular function (GO): allantoinase activity; zinc ion binding; cobalt ion binding
Source: RefSeq, a predicted model, not a curated record